Molecule: messenger RNA, 3548 nt
Organism: Monascus purpureus
Lineage: Eukaryota; Fungi; Ascomycota; Eurotiomycetes; Eurotiales; Aspergillaceae
Source: the annotation of a GenBank genome assembly
CUUGGGCAUCCUGCAGGUGUUGUCGAGUUGACAAUGAGCUGGCUCUGUUCACCUUGAACCGCUAGGAAUUGUCUUUGGUUGGCGGGCGCUCAGAACUCUGACUUGACAUUGCUGAAGUUCCAAAGGUGCAAUGAGCAGCCAACAGAACCAGGAGAACGGUAGCGACAGCCCUGAGACUGAUCCACUAGGUCUUUAUUAUGAGCACCAUCAUGGGGUAGAGGCAGAGUCAUAUACAAAUCAGAAAUUGGUAAUUCUGCUUGCCCCGUAUCUACAUCCAAUAGCUAAUCGAUUCUUUCAAAGCGCCAUGCCUCCGCACAGCAUCUGCACAACACGAGCCGUCGAUUCUUCAUAGGGCCAAUUCCUGCUGGAUGGCUACAGAAUCACCGUAAAUCAUGGUAUAGAGGGAGACUCAAGUUCAGAAACUAUACCUCUCACACUGUCACCUUCUCCGCUGACCCUGUUGCUAAUUACCGCAAACGAACAUCCGAUCUGGGUAGGCUAUCGGUUCCAGGACCAGAACAGAUUCCGUCUCAUGAGGAGAUUGCUGCAAAUAAUGGUAUAGUGAUACAAUCUGAUGGUGUAUCAGAUGGUGCAGAGCCAGCGCAGUCUUCUGAACCGCUAAGGACCAUAUCCCAACUGCCUACCGAGUCCGGAGAGGCUUCGCAGCUCUCUGCCGCAGGACCUAGUCCAGAUUCUCCUGGAAAUGGCUCCAAGGAUACACUAAGGACUCGCAAGACAACUAAGUCGGUCUACUUUACGGCAAGAGAAGACCUCCCAGAUCAAGCGGAUGGUCAAGAGAGGAACAGGAAGCGGCACGAGCAAAAUCGCAGUUCGAUUCUUCCGCAGCCUGACAAUAAUAACCAGGGCUCAAUAACUUCAGAGAGCGACACGGAUUCACGUAGGCCACUUUUGCUCCCCAGAUCAAGACUCAAAAAGAAGAGCAACACAUUUUCCACUCUGGAUCUUGCACAGAGAGACCCACAAGCUGAAGAGUCUGGUGAAGAACAAGAUUCAGAUAGACAGCACGGUGUCCUGGCUCCUCUGCUUGACAGGAUUGGCCGAUACGGAUUAGAUGACAACUUCUUUAACAAACGACAGCGUCUCAAGGCUCGGAUUUCAGCAAGACAGGAUAGUGUGAUGUCACAUCAUCAACGACGGCAAAUCUCGCGCGAAAGUGAGAUUAUCAAGGCAGAGGUCAUGCUUGUGCGAGUUGAGGAGACUGCACAGGGACGGCUUCCAGAUGACUAUACGGAAAAUGAGAGUCCGCGAAUGGAUGCGAGGAUAGUGAGCAAGUGGCAGGAAUAUCUCGUGGUGUGUCGGAGAAGCUUUGGAGACAACCCGUCGCUCAUACUCCAAAUGUAUAGGACACAUGUCAUCCCUGCAAUACAUCGGCCUGGCUCCACAAGGCCGCCUCAUUAUGAGAUACUCCUCGACCGCAGGGAUACCAGGGUGAAUCUUUAUUCACCUCUUGACAAGACUCUCGCGAUGUGGCAUGCCUGCAGGCAUGGAACUCGGAUUUAUAUCUUACGCGCAAGGUCAGCCGCUCACUCGGUUGAGUGGUAUACUUUCCUUCGUCAGGCUCUAGGAUGGCGUCGACCUUCUUCUCUUAGAAUCUAUGCUCCCGAUUUUGAUGUGACUCUUGUCCUCAAGAACCCUUUUGGGCGGUUAAAGACGGGAUCACGUCCUGCGGAUGAACACAGACAGCAUGCUAGUGUCCCAGACCAUUCGUCAGCCCCUGAGCGCUUUGCAGCUACCGUAAUCCUGCAGAGCUGCAUGGAGAUGUUGGAAGAUUGCGCCGAAUGGGCGGAUGUUUUGAAGACCUGGUCCAGGACCGAGAAGAUGGGUCUUGCGUGGAAGCGCUACGACAGGUUAGAAUGGAUAUACGGCGUCAACGAGGAAAAUAUGUUUGGGGCAUUAGCGAUGCAGACAUCCCAUGACCUCGAAUUACGACCAAGGUAUCACUAUCCAACAGCAGUAAAGCAUGGGAACACGAAUAAUGAGGAGCCUCCGCCAAUAGAGGGCUUCCUCAUCCGGCUUACAUCUCAGAGGGGCGUACACCAACGACGGAAAAUGAUGUUUUUUAAACGUUUGUAUUUCUUCACUCAAGACCACUUUUUGCUAUUUUGCAAACCACCAAAGGCCCUACCACCGCAGCCCCCUAGGCUCCAGUCACUCGGUAACUCUGGGAUACCCUCGUCACAGGAGAUUUUGAAUGCGCUACCACUUGCGUACGACGUCAACCCAUUUCCAAUCAAGGACAAUGAAAUUGAGUGGCUCUCUAGCGGCAAUCCAGAAUACGUCAAGAGGCAUGACGAGGAAGCGUACGCUGAGCUGCAAAGGAACAUUCACAACCUCACCCAGGCGGAUGGAUACAUCGAUCUUUGCCAAGUCCAGGAAGUGCGGCAUGUCCAACGCGGUAGUUCCCCUGCUGAUUCCAAUAUUCAGGAAGGCCCGGGCGUCGAAUUCCAUGAUCAGCAGGAUCGUGGAGACCAGGAUGAUGGUACCACGGUGCGCUUUCAGAACGACAAUACUUUUGAGAUAUUGCUAGUAAAUGGACUUGUGGUCCGCCUGCAAGCCUACAAUAGCGUCACUAAAGCAGAAUGGAUGGGGCGAUUGACCGCUCUAGUGAAAUACUGGAAAGAACGCAUCGCUGCUGAUACAAUGGAGGCCAAAUCUGUCAAGCAGCAUAACCUUGAGGUUUUGCGUAUUGAUGAAGAGAUGGAAUCGCUGAUGGGACAAUAUGCUAGGAAGUGGGAGGUAAAGAAGGCUGAAGCGUCUCCGCACCUACACAAUAUGUGUGUCUUGUCAGGGUGUCGGACUAUAAAGAUAUCCGGUCAACUUUAUAUAAAGCCUCGACGCCGCGCAACUUUCAAAAGGCACAAUGCAAUCCUCACCGCUGGAAAACUGCUCUUUUUUCGGAGCGCAAUGCGAAAUCGGACAGGUGUAGACAUGCUGCAUGUUCACCAGCAGCUAGAGGGGGCUCUGGAUCUUCGAGAUUGCUACAUCUAUUCCGGCCUGGUCGUGGACUCUGAUCUUCUGUACGGAGAGCACACGUUCGAUAGCAGUCGGCCGGGUCAUCAUGCUCUUCCACGCAUUUAUCAUUCAUCGGACAUUUCCACGAGUCGCGACGAUGAUACGGCUAUCAGCUUUGUGGUUUGGCGACCCCUACAGAAGAACUACUUCCGAGCAGAAGAAGCUAGUGCACAAGGACAGGCUCAACAGACUGUCCGGCCUGUUACAACACUGGGCGUUCACGGACGAACUGUGGUUUUCAAGGCACGGAGUCGGGUGGAAAAGGAUCGCUGGGUGAUGAGCAUCGCUGCCGAGAUUGAUCGACUGCAAGAGGAUAGGCAAGGGGAGAUUCGAAUAGUCCCGCCUUAGGAGUCCACUUGGAUGAUAAUACAUAAUAAGCCAUAACUAUUGCAGUGUUCUCCCUCUUCAAUCGCUUAUUGAGAAUACGGCAGAUCCAAGCGCAGAUAGGUAUACAUCAUACGGUCUGUAUAAUCUAUAAUACAUGUUUAUAUACAAAAUGCAAAACGAACCCAGGG